Molecule: messenger RNA, 828 nt
Organism: Chelonus insularis
Lineage: Eukaryota; Metazoa; Arthropoda; Insecta; Hymenoptera; Braconidae
Product: probable histone-lysine N-methyltransferase set-23
Exons: 1
Coding region: 33-800 (255 amino acids)
Cellular component (GO): nucleus
Molecular function (GO): protein binding; zinc ion binding; histone methyltransferase activity
Source: RefSeq, a predicted model, not a curated record
CUUCGGUCUUUGAAUUAAAAAAAGGACUAAUUAUGGAUACUGGUUGUGGAAGAGAGGAUGAAUAUGAGCAUCCAAUAUGCAACGUAAUGUACGUAGCUAAUAAUAUUCCAGGCAAAGGAAUUAAUAUUGAUGAAUUUGAGUCAGAAUUUUCUGUAGGUUGUAUGUGUAAAAUUCAAUGCUUACAAAAUUGUCCUUGUGUAAGGGAGCAUGUCAAUUAUAUAAAUAAUCGAUUCAACGAAGAAAAAUCAUCCAAGUUGAUUCUAGAGUGUAAUCCAACAUGUUCUUGUUCUAAUAAUUGUGGUAAUAGAUUAGUUCAGCAUGGUCCACUUGAUUGUUUACAAAUAAUCAAGACUGAGGAUAAAGGGUUUGGCCUUAUAACAUCAAAACAUAUUAAAAAAAAUCAAUUUAUAUGUGAAUAUGCUGGGGAAAUAAUAGGAAUUGAAGAAGCUCGACGUAGAGUCGAGGAAAAUAAAUUGAAAAAAGAGAUGAAUUAUACUUUAAUUGUUUCUGAAUAUGUAGGUGAUAAAAAAAUGACAACUUGUAUAGAUCCGAAGUAUUUAGGUAAUAUUGGACGUUAUUGUAAUCAUAGUUGUCAACCCAGUGCUAAACUUGUACCCGUCCGGGUUGAAAAAUUAACUCCUCGGUUGUGUUUAUUUGCCUGUCGAGACAUAGAAAUCGGUGAAGAGAUCACAUUUAAUUAUGGAGGUGAUAACGAAAAAUCUAUAGAUAAUAUCAGUGAAAUUCCAUGUUUAUGUCAAUCAGAUAAUUGUAUUGGAUUUUUACCACAUCAUUUAUUUUAAGAAAAAAAAUUUUUUUGUUUUCCAUUGA